GGAAAUGGAUGGCAACCUCUCUCUCUCUUCACCUCCACAAAAACGAAAUUACCAAUUAUCCAUUCAGUGCUCUACUUACUACACAUUUCUCUAUACCAGAAAUCAAUGCCCCGCCCGCCUUCUUUAACUUCCCCUCGUUCGCCUUUCCAAUAAUAAUAAUCAUAAAAAUAAUCUUCUGAAAAUCAUAAAUCAUGAUUAUAAAUCUCCCUUCAUCUUCUUCCUCUCACUCUCUUCUCAGAUUCAUCAAUUCAAAAACACCCAUUACAGAUUUCUCCUUAAAGCCCAAAACCCACUUCUCCAAACCCUUAUCUUCUUCUCCAUGUUCCAGAUUUUCCACCACCAGCAACAACAGCAGCAGCAGCAGCCUAUUGCUUUUCAAGAAUACAAGAUUCCGACAAGGUACGAGGAAAAAGUUUACAACUUUGGCCAUAAACGGGUUCGAUUUCGAGAACGCGCAGUCAGUUGUUGAAGCGGUUGCAGUACUGACAGCUAUUAUCAUUGUCCACGAAAGCGGCCAUUUUCUUGCAGCUUAUCUUCAGGGGAUUCAUGUGAGUAAAUUUGCAGUUGGGUUUGGUCCGAUCUUGGCUAAAUUUAAUUCGAAUAAUGUGGAGUAUUCAAUUAGGGCUUUUCCUCUUGGUGGGUUUGUGGGUUUUCCCGAUAACGAUCCCGAUAGCGAUAUUCCGGUCGAUGAUGUGAAUUUGCUGAAAAAUAGGCCAAUCUUUGAUAGGGUUCUUGUUAUUUCUUCUGGUGUGAUUGCUAAUAUUGUGUUUGCUUAUUUGAUUGUUUUAGUUCAAGUGUUGUAUGUUGGGUUGCCUGUUCAAGAAUCGUUCCCCGGGGUGCUUGUGCCCGAGGUUAGGCCGUUUUCAGCUGCUUUACGAGACGGUUUAUUGACCGGAGACGUUAUUUUAGGUGUUAAUGAUUUUGAAAUCUCCAAAACAGGUCCGAAUUUAGUAACCGAAGUUGUUGACGUUAUUCGAAAAAGUCCCAAUAAAAAGGUAUUGUUUAAGAUCGGUAGGGGAGGAGAGAACCUCCAAAUUAAUGUCACCCCUGAUGAGAGUACAGACGGUACGGGCCGAAUCGGAGUUCAAUUAUCUCCAAAUGUGAAGUUCUCCAAAGCUAGGCCGAAGAAUGUGUUCGAAGUUUUCACUUAUUCGGGCCGUGAAUUUUGGGGCCUAACGUAUAACGUCGUGGACAGUUUGAGGCAGACGUUCAUGAAUUUCUCUCAGUCGGCAAGUAAAGUUUCGGGCCCUGUUGCCAUUAUAGCUGUGGGUGCUGAGGUGGCGAGGUCGAAUUCUGACGGGCUUUAUCAGUUUGCUGCUAUUUUGAAUCUUAAUCUUGCGGUGAUAAAUAUUCUUCCACUGCCUGCAUUAGACGGUGGUUCUUUGGCGUUGAUACUCGUAGAGGCGGCAAGAGGUGGGAGAAAGCUCCCUUUGGAAUUAGAGCAAACGAUUAUGUCUUCCGGGAUUACGCUUGUCCUAAUUCUUGGGGUGUACCUCCUUGUUCGUGAUACGUUAAACUUGGAGUUCAUUAAGGAUUUAUUAUAGUACUCGGGUUUUGGGUUAUAAUUUGUGUCAUACACUUUUGUUCUGUAUCGUAUAUAAGGAUUCUUGGUGUAUGAAAUUGCUUCCUUCGGUUCUUGUGGCAUCUUUUAAAGGUGAGAUGAUAUGGCAUACACGAAGUUGUGAAUUGUUUUUUUUUUCUUUUUUUUGUGGAAAUUUGUCGAUUUCUGUACUAAGUUACUUGAAGCUGCUUUUAUUCUCAUGCGCAGCUUUUCACAUUCUAGUAAUACAGAUUUUCGGUAUUAA
This is a messenger RNA of Erythranthe guttata (spotted monkey flower), 1805 nucleotides long. RefSeq names its product Peptidase M50 family protein. Gene Ontology annotation, biological process: proteolysis. The record is from RefSeq and is a predicted model, not a curated record. Gene Ontology annotation, cellular component: membrane. NCBI's taxonomy places the organism in Eukaryota, Viridiplantae, Streptophyta, Magnoliopsida, Lamiales, Phrymaceae. Gene Ontology annotation, molecular function: protein binding; metalloendopeptidase activity.